AUGUCCGCCCCACCCUCGCCGCCCUCGCCGCACCCAAUCUCCGCCGCCUCCUCCUCCACCUCCUCCCAGCCCAUCUUCGACUGGCCCCCCACAAAUCCCAGCCAUGUAGCCCCCCUCGAUCCCUUCGACACCUUUGGCCCGCCCUCCUCCAGCUCAGAAGACGGCUUCAUGUCUGCGGCCAACCCCGCCCAGUCCCACCACCGCCCCGCCACAGAGCCCGGCGAACAUGACGAACGGCCACUCCACAGCGACUCUACCCCGGGCCCGUCUCUGCCUGCACCCACCUUCAGCAACCCCCCGCCAUACAGUAGAACAAUAUCGUCCCCUCUUCCUUCCCGCAUCGAGCUGCUGCAACAUCCUCACUCGGGAACCCCGGAUCUCAGACACACACAAGCGCAGCCUCGCCCAAGUCCGAUACAUUCGAUCUCGGAAGAGCUGGCAGACACCUUGCAGUCCACAAUCCAGACUCUUCUCCAUCUGCUGCCUCCCCACAUGCUCGACAAUGCGAAGGAACAAUACUCGGGAUGUGCCGUCCAGAUCCCCGCUACUUCUCUAUCAGCUCUCCUGACAUCUAUGAAAGGGCUCAAUUUUCUCUCGGCACAGGCCGAGACUCUGUUCGACCCCAGUGCCACCGAAGAACCUCAGACUCUCCAGAAACAAGAUUUCGAUGUCGGCGAACUGCUACAAAGUGUCGCCGACAUGCUGAGCGGAGACGCGUGCAAGAAGAAGAUCGACUUUGUCCUGUUCCAUGGAGAUGUUGGGCUGAAGCAUGUCAGCGUCAAUGGAGAUUCAGGCGGUCUAGCAUAUGCUCUGGGACAUGUUAUACGACAAUUACUUGCUGUUGCGAGCGUCAACGACACCAUCGAACUCGGCCUCCAGAUAAUACCCCAAUCCUCGUCGCUACCGACCUCUGUAGAUUUAUCACUGCCAUCCUCCGAUGUUGAUUGGGGCGGUCGGCGCAACUCGUCAGUUUCAGACCCCGCAACUGUCGUCUCUGAAGCCGAUGAUCAGGCCGAUGGUCCUUUGCUGUGUAUCUUUGAGAUCGUCCACAACAUACACCAAUCAGCACCCGGCUCAGCAUCCGCUACCCCCAAGGCAGAGCUGAAUCCUUUCACUCGCCUGGCCGAAGACAGCGCAGCCGCAAAACCCAACCUCGAUACAAUCUUUUGUCAACGCCUCCUUCAAAGGCAAAAUGCCUUGCUCAGGUCAGAUGUCCAGCCGUCAUCGCCGCUUGGGUCUGGAAUGCCUCGUCGAGCCUACGAGCUGUCGGUGCUGCUCCCCAGAGGCAAGCCAAUCAUUGAGCCACCACCGCUUUCUGCAGAAGAACAAGCCGUCCGACAGCCCUUCUCGUCCCUCGAACUUGCACGCGAACCAACCCUCCUAGAAUUACAAGAAUUCACAGAAUCGCUACGGGGUAGAAGAGUUGCCGUCCAUGCCAAUCUCAGCAGUGUGUUCGCUCGCCACCUCACGAGCUACCUUGCCGCUUGGGGAAUGGACAUUUCCCACAUGUCCAUCGGGGAUGGUGAUGAAGGUGGUGACAGGGAAAAGUGGUUUGCUGCCACACGGUCAGAUUCGGGAUAUGGAGGCUCUGUGGGGACGACUCCUACCGGAGAACCGUAUCAUGCUACUCCCAAUGCGGCGGGACAAAGAGCUCAUUUCGUGAUUAUCGACGACGAUGUGGUCGUGCUGAAAAAAGAGCUUGCCCGACUGUGCUCGGAUCUCGCCCGUCCAGCAAACAAAUCCCGAUUUCCAGAACGCCCGACGAUGGUCUCACGAACAAAGUCGACCCCCUCUAUCCGUCAUCUCGGACAACAUCCUGUCACAAAACCAGCGCGAGUGGUCUUGAUACACUUCACAUCGCUUACAAAUUAUAACCAAGUACGAGAUGCGAUCGCUGCCCUGGUGGGAUCGCCGGUGACUACCAGCUCUGGGGUCUGCCUUCAGCCGGAAGUGAUGGUCAUACCGAAGCCCGUUGGUCCCCGCCGAUUCCUGACUGCUCUUCGCACGGCUGUCGUUCAACCAACCGUGGACCCAUUCUUCUCCCCUAUCGCAACGUCCCCCCGAUCUCCUGGGGGUGAAUACUUUGGUGGGCAUAUUCCCAUUCCUAAAGAACGACAGACGGGUUUCUUUGAUUCUGUCGCUGAAGAGCUUAAUGAGGAGCCUUCCAAAGAAAAUCUCAGUUCACAGAAGGCUAGAUCUCCCCUGGGCGAAGUCCCUCCCUCUGCUGCGCAGCUGGUUCAGACGGACCAUGGCUUACAUCUCUCACUCCCCACCCCUGGCGAGAUUGUGGCGACUCCAGCUCAACAGUACUUUUCACAGACCCCCGCCAGAAAUACCGCAGCUUCAGGUGUGGUCAUCCAGAGCCCAGACGGGAGACCUUACGGAAUGUUCUUUGAGCCUCCAAACAAGAGCGAGAGACGCGGGUCUACCCAUCGGGUGCCUUCCGAGACUCAACGACGCAUAUCGGCCAAUCGCCGUGCAUCUACGGGGGAUGAACUGUCCGUUGCACCUAAUACGGCUCCUCCUAUACCACGAAGAUCAUCCACCAUAUCCACAGCUGCCACCGAAGAGAGGCGGAAUUCGAUCGGGUCGGGCAAUGCUUCGGACAGGCCCACCCACUCGCGGAUGAACUCUCGGCGCACGAACAAUCUUCCAGCGACGCAGCAGCCUGUCGUGGCAGUCGGCCGGGCAAACAGCCGUGGACGGGUAGGCACAGUCACAAAUUCUGCAGCAAGUUCCAAACCAGACACCCCUCCUAUCGAUAGCCCGAUUGUGCAUUCGCCUUUCGAGGUCAGCAGGGAGUCAAUUUUGCCGAAAGUAGACCAGGAGAAGGUGGUGCCAGAGAAGACCGAGCAAGCUGAACGGCCGGAGAAGGUGGAUAAGCCCAAGAGGGCGCUGUCUGCAAAAGCAGAGUUACAAGCAUCGAUCGCAAGUUCAACGGCUGCUAAAAAGGCUUCUGCCAAAGCGGACGUUAUUGUUCCACCGAUCAACGUUUUGAUAGUCGAAGAUAAUCCUAUCAAUCAGAACAUUCUGAGCAAAUUUCUGCGAAAGAAAAAGAUCAACAAUCAGUCGGCAAAGGAUGGUGCCGAGGCGGUGGAAAAAUGGCGGACCGGUGGUUUCCAUCUCAUCCUGAUGGAUAUUCAACUACCUGUCAUGGACGGCAUUGCUGCCACGAAGGAAAUCCGAAGAUUGGAGCGCCACAACAACAUCGGCGUCUUUCCCUCUACCCCUGCUGGAGAACAUUCUCGUGGCCCCUCUGUAGGCAGCGCGUACUCUCCAUCACCUGCGACACCUUUCCGCUCGUCCGUCAUCAUCGUGGCCCUGACUGCCUCAAGUCUGCAGAGCGACAGGGUGGCGGCAUUGGCAGCAGGGUGUAAUGACUUUUUGACAAAGCCUGUCUCGUUGAAAUGGUUGGACAAGAAGAUUGUCGAGUGGGGAUGUAUGCAGGCGUUGAUCGACUUUGACGGCUGGAGACGGUGGAAAUCCUCAGACGCUAGCGAGACUCGUCAAGGAUUCUCGGUCGGCCCACAACAAGCGGCCAAGUCUCUAGCCAGCCGCUUGCGUAUUGAGCGCAAAAAUUCUCGCCCCUUGAUUCCCUCUGCCCCGAAAGUAUCCGUUCAAGUCCCCACCCCUUCUCCUGGCCUCACUCCAUCCCUAUCCACCACGACCUCGCACACCCCCAAACCGAGGCUACCACCACUAGCCACCGCCGACCCCGCUCCUUUCCCAUCGCCGAAAGCAUUGGGACAGUCGUUAGACCAGGUGUUUGAGCAAGCAGAUCAGAGGUUGGAGAAAGCAAGGGAGGAAACGGGUAUCAAAGGGUCAGGAGAGAGGGAUCAGGAGGCUUCUGCGUCCGAAGAGAGUACAUUGAUCGUGGGAGGGGCGCCAAAGGCUGCCGCAGAAAAGCCGUUGCCACCAUUACCCAAUCAAUUGUGA
Molecule: messenger RNA, 3936 nt
Organism: Cryptococcus amylolentus CBS 6039
Lineage: Eukaryota; Fungi; Basidiomycota; Tremellomycetes; Tremellales; Cryptococcaceae
Exons: 6
Coding region: 1-3936 (1311 amino acids)
Biological process (GO): phosphorelay signal transduction system
Source: RefSeq, a predicted model, not a curated record